GUUUUUUAAUUAAUUUAAUUUUUUCGUCCAUAAUAAAGUGGUAUCCAAGUUCUGACAGUAUCACUUUUGGUUUACUUUAAUUUUUUUCUCCAUGUACAUAAAACAGCCACAACACCAGAAGAUAUCCGAAGAAAGGGCUAAUGUCCACGAAACAAGGCAUAAUGAACGCGAAAACAUUAGUCUAACAAGCAGUACUCAUAACAGAGUGAUUAUAAUUAUUGACGACAUGCCACCUGGUUCACCCAUUCCCGAAAAUACUCAAGCAGAGGAAGGUAAGAAUAAUACAAGUAACUAUAAGAACCCGGAUAAAGCAUCAAGAAUAGUGACAGUCUCUAUAGGGGAUAGUGCCACCAAUCAAAGUGGUAAUGAUAACAAAUACAUCAUACCCAGACAGUCAAUAUCUCCUGUCGCUCGCCAAAUUGGUACCCACGGAUUCAAUACUUCCCCACCGCGUAACCAGGAUAGGGAUACAAGCUUAAUUUAUAGAGCUGAGAAUAGGGAUCGAUGUCCUUGCCGUUAUCGUAGACAGUCCCCUUCAACACACACUCUUUGAUCACCAACAUGAAUAGGUCACCAUCACCUUCCGAUUACCCAUAUAAUUCUCUUUAUUACCCUUAUCAGGGUCAUUCACCCUCUUCGCUAA
Messenger RNA from Mucor mucedo, 643 nucleotides. RefSeq lists its product as uncharacterized. Lineage: Eukaryota; Fungi; Mucoromycota; Mucoromycetes; Mucorales; Mucoraceae. The record is from RefSeq and is a predicted model, not a curated record. The transcript has a single exon. Bases 92 to 553 code for a protein of 153 amino acids.